Molecule: messenger RNA, 1260 nt
Organism: Solanum dulcamara
Lineage: Eukaryota; Viridiplantae; Streptophyta; Magnoliopsida; Solanales; Solanaceae
Product: universal stress protein PHOS34
Exons: 3
Coding region: 132-980 (282 amino acids)
Source: RefSeq, a predicted model, not a curated record
CCCCUUCUGGAUUCUCUCUUUAUUCCUUCAUCAUCAUCAUCAAAAAGAGCAAUUCUCGCCUCCAUAGCGAUAAACAAGCAUCAAUCAAUCAAUCAAACAAAACGAAAUCUAUAGGUCAACUCCCAUAAGAAAUGCAGCAACAUCCCCCACCCCCCACCCCCGAUUCCGAUCUCCCCCGUCUCGCUAACAUCAAAAUCAAGUCAUCUUCCCCACGUUUCCCACCACCUACCACUCCUUCCACCACCGAUACCCCUACCGCCGGUGCUCAGCGUAAGAUCGGAAUCGCCGUUGAUCUAAGCGACGAGUCCGCUUUCGCCGUUAAGUGGGCUGUAAAUCAGUACCUACGUCCUGGUGACGCCGUUAUCCUUGUUCACGUUCGUCCAACUUCCGUACUCUACGGUGCUGAUUGGGGAUCCGUUGAUCUAUCUAUCGUUGAUACUGAGAACGAGGAGAGUCAGAGGAAGCUUGAGGAUGAUUUCGAUACAUUUACUACUACUAAAGCGUCUGAUCUAGCUCAGCCUUUGGUUGAUGCUCAGAUUCCAUUUAAGAUCCAUAUUGUUAAGGAUCAUGAUAUGAGGGAGAGGCUGUGUCUUGAGGUUGAGAGGUUAGGGCUUAGUGCUGUUAUUAUGGGGAGUAGAGGAUUUGGAGCUACUAAGAGGGGAAGCGAUGGAAGACUUGGGAGUGUUAGUGAUUAUUGUGUUAGGCACUGUGUUUGUCCUGUUGUGGUUGUUAGGUACCCUGAUGACAAGGAUAGUGGAAAUGCUGUUGUAGAGCCGGUGGUUUCUGUUGCUUCAGCUGCCGAAGAAGAUGAGGAGGAAGCAGAGUAUCAUGAUGCUUCUGAGGAUCGAAAAGGGCAGCCCGGUGCACUAAAGCUCCCUCUAUGUGCGGGGUCUGGGGAAGGGCCUGACCGCAAGGGUCUAUUGUACGCAGCCUUACCUUGCAUUUCUGCCAGAGGCUGUUUCCAAGGCUUCAACCCGUGACCUCCUGGUCACAUGGCAGCAACUUUACCAAUUCAUAAUGAAGGUGGAUGAGGUCUUCCCUUGGCUUGCACUUGUAUUGACCAGCUUCCUCAAGAACCAGUAGGCCCUUCAUUAUGCCUGGAGUCAUUUUAUGUAAAUGAACUGUUGUAGCUUGUCUCUCUCAACAUCAACUUAUUAUGGUCUCUUCUUGAUGAUUGUAUCUGUUAUGUUUGUCAUCUUCACAAUAUUGUUACUUGAUUGCCUUUGGAUACUUGCAGUGCAAUCUAAAACUUUUUAAUGA